Rhizoctonia solani is the source of this 1437-nucleotide messenger RNA. RefSeq lists its product as uncharacterized. Bases 1 to 1437 code for a protein of 478 amino acids. The transcript has 2 exons. NCBI's taxonomy places the organism in Eukaryota, Fungi, Basidiomycota, Agaricomycetes, Cantharellales, Ceratobasidiaceae. The record is from RefSeq and is a predicted model, not a curated record.
AUGUCGUCGCGCAUACCCUAUAGCUCCAUCGCACUGGAUAUACCCGAGUUAGUCGCACUUAUUUGUGAAUCUGCCCGCCCUGUAGACCGCGCUCGCCUACUACGUGUUUCAAAGCUUUUUUUCUACUGCACCGCGCCGUUUGUUUGGGAAGAAAUACGCGGAGUGACAACACUACUGGGGCUUAUAGAUGGAGUUACUACGAAAUGUGAAAAGACAGAUUUCGUGUGCUCAAACGUAGUCGUCGAGCUUGAUAAACAUUUGGACUUUUCCCGCUUUGAUCUUUACGCGCCUUUUGUCCAAAAACUCGAGAUUUUCCACCAAAGGACUGAAACCCUCACUCUGAGCUCUUGGGAAGGCCUGGUUGCAAGAGACAGGCCUCUGUUACCCAAUCUCACUCGGCUCAGCUGUCGUGAAGCCCCUGCCAACCAAUCACACGACUCAAUCAUCCAAUGGGUGAACACUUUUCUCACCCCCGAUCUCGUUGAGCUACGUGUGCCAAACCCUAAUGGCGAUAUUUGCGCCAUGUUUACGUGGUUAGCGCCUCUCCUUGUGUCGAAUAUGCUCCAAACUGUUUCGGCCAAAUGCCCCAGCCUCAAGACGCUCGAGGUAGCUCCUGGUACAAGCGGGCGCGACUCGCCUUCCAUUGAAUUUAAUAUCCCUCUGGCAAUCGGCUUACACGAACAUAUUGCUCGGUUCGAUAGCCUCAGAACCCUCGUCACCAGUGCAGCUGCCCUCGAACCUGGAAUGCUCGUGGCUCUUAGUCAGUUACCCAAGUUGGCAGUGCUCUCCGUCGUAUCAUCGCAUCAGCACGAACCAAUCAUGCGACUUAUACCACUCGGCCCGAAUGCCUUUCCUUCUCUCGAACGCCUCGAACUCCGGAGAUUAAGCCUCAAUGCUAUUAUUGGCUUAUGGUACAUCCCGGGCCUCGUUUCGAGAUUGUCAUCCGCCGUCAUUGCACAGCCUAUUCUCGACGAGUUCACAUCUCGUAAUUGGGCCGGCGAGCUUAUAUCGCACGUUUGUAUCCACAGUCCCACACUCCAAGAGUUCUACCUCGACCCGUACUAUUACGUGACUCAAGUCGUCUUUCUGUCCCACGACAACCUGAAACUUUUAGAAGAACAGCAGGUUUCGCUGAGAAGCAUCACUUUAUGUGGCACGCUCGUAGAUAGGAAUGUGGGGGUUCAAGAUCUUGCACGCGCAUUUCCCAAUCUCUCCACCUUGCGAUUGCCUUCGUGGAGAGUCACGUGGCAAGAUGCUCGUGAUCUAGUCGCCCGUUUGCCGAAUCUGCACACUUUGAGCGUGGGGCUGGAUACUCUGCAGUCCAAUAUUCCUCCAAUAGGAUCAAUAAGUGCGAAUCGGGAUAGGCUAUCUUUAGAAAUGAGCUGGGAUUCUCUCGUCGAGUUCUCAUCUGAAAAGUUGUCGAAACUGGCAGAGUAA